Molecule: messenger RNA, 1726 nt
Organism: Centruroides sculpturatus (bark scorpion)
Lineage: Eukaryota; Metazoa; Arthropoda; Arachnida; Scorpiones; Buthidae
Exons: 1
Coding region: 684-1694 (336 amino acids)
Source: RefSeq, a predicted model, not a curated record
AUCCAUAUCAAAGGGGAACUACAUUGCAAUUAAAUAAUUUUACCAAUUUUUGCUUCAUCAAUCAAAGUAAAGUUAACUUUUUCCUUUCCAACGCCCACUUAGAUAUAAUGAAAAGAGAAAAGGAACUUUGUCCCUAUAUUCUCCCCCAAUCGAGUAACCUAGCCUUCUUUCCUCCAGCUGACAGAACAAUUUGGGUCACUCAGUAAAUGUUACAAAAAUAUAUUCCCCUCGAUGUGGGUUCCUGUCCGUGGUGAGGGGACCUCCCAGAGAUGGUUUAGUAACUCUUCUUUACCAUACCUGGGAUCUGAACGCCCACCCACCUGUUUGCCAUGCGUGGUGUCCCGUAUGCCGGAAAAGGGGAUCCUGGUAGUUGAGGGGCAACAUAACGUCCCCAACACACUGCUUUGGCCCCUGCUUCGGAUAAACGGGAGGCUCAAAUCAGGCUCCGUUUGAGUCAGUCGGCUGGUCAUUGAGUCAUUCUUGACCUCGGCUUGGAGUCAACCGAUUGAUGCAGACCGGGCGGACACGUCAGACAAGAUGUGCUCUUCUUGACUGCAUUGUGAGGGUAUAGCUCCUGGGAAACCCUGGUGUGACGGUCUAUGGGAAUUUCCCAUGUGACCGCAUCCCCUUGAUGGGCCCCAUGGUGGGUGGGGUCACCAGGAGCUGAACUGUUAUUAUUAAAUAUGGAUUCACUAAAACAUAAAACAUGUGCUGAUGCAUUACCACCAAGGGAUGCUAUUUCUUUCAAUCAACCAGCAUAUCUUAUUGUUCAUGCUACGGGAGAAACACCUCUAUCUAAACGUUUUCCUUUUUUGAUUCAAAAAUUGUUUGAAUCGACCAUUGGGAAUCUUAAAAAAAUUCAAAAACUGAAAUCAGGAGAUCUACUUGUAGAAGCAGCCUCCCCUCAACAGUCAGCAAAGCUUCUCAAAAUGAAAUCUCUAGGAGAAAUAAUGGUAACCAUCACACCACACACAAAUUUGAACUCGUCACGUGGUGUGAUAUCUGAAACCGAUCUGAUGUCUGAGGAUGAAUCAGAUAUUCAGAUUGGUCUCUCAGACCAAGGUGUCACUGCUGUUCUAAGAAUUUCAAUUCGUUGUGAUGGCAAGUUGAUACCAACAAGACACCUUAUAUUGACUUUCAACAAACCAACAUUGCCAUCUACUGUUGCGGCAGGAUAUCUCUGUUGUCAUGUUCGCCCAUACAUUCCAAAUCCGCUGCGUUGCUUUAAAUGCCAGCGGUUUGGACACUCACAAACAUCCUGCCAUGGGAAAAGUGCAUGUGCCCAGUGUGAAAAAGAUCAUGAGAGUACUGAAUGUACAACUACUCCAUGCUGCGUCAACUGCAAAGAAGCUCACCCUGCCUACUCUCGAAAAUGUCCUACAUGGCAAAGAGAAAAAGUGAUACAGCGGGUGAAGACUAUAAAUAAUAUACCUUACCCGGAGGCACGUUGUAUGGUCACUUUAAGUGCAUCAGUGAGACAGAAGACAUUUGCUGCUGUUCAUAAAUCCACAAACACAUGUGGAGUUCAGACAGACAUUUCUGUUUCACCAAAUGAAUCGCUAACAUGCCAUGCAAAAUGUUUGUAUCAACAAACAUUUUGCAUGGUAGAUGCAAAAUGUUUGUUGAUACAAACAUUUUGCAUCUACCCAAACAGCAGAAAAGGAGAACAAGAAAAGCAAAACACCCCUACCUAAAACAGGGUCAUAACAAGAAACGUGGGUUCUAA